CUGUAACUUUCGUUCCCGAAAAGAAAAAAAAGAAAGAAAAAAAAAAGGGUAAAGCUUUAGACUUUAGAGAAACCAACUUUUAGCAGCAGCAGAAUGUGGGUUUAUGUAUGGAUGCACUGCUUUGUUGUCAGCCAAACCCACUUUUCUCUUUUUCCUUCGCACUAAAAAGAUAGCUUUUCCAGUUUCCACACCCAACAAAAAAAAAAAAAAACAAUCGCUGGGUCUGAGAUUUGUUUUGUAUUCUUUUUCUUUCUAAAUUGUGGUCUGUCUGGUGGAUGAAAAUGUUGUGAAGCUGACUCGAGAAGAAUUCAAAGGCUGGUUUUUAAGUAUUAAAAGAUUGAAGAUUUGGGUUUUGAUUAAUGGGUUUUACAGUUCAUACCUGGUCACGAAAACGCGUUUCGUCUCCGACCUGAUUUCUUUAUCUGCUUUUCUUAGUGUUCUUCUUCAUCUUCUUCUGCUGUGUUUGCUUGUUACUGUCGCAAUCGGAUCUGCGCUUGGCUUUCACACUCAAGACAUUCUCUCUGAUCAGCUGGAGUACCAAAAUUUAUGUUGGAUGCUAUUAGUGUAAUAGUGUUUUUGUAGUGUUGGGAUCUGUUUAGCAUUAGUAUGCUUUUGAGGUAUAGUUAGAUAAUUUGAACUUUGAAGGUCUUGGGCCUCUGGAAAGAUAGUGGUGUGGUACUUAUGGGGUCUACAGAAGGGAGGCGUAAUCAUCAUAAUCUGGUGCCUCUUGCUGCAUUGAUCAGCAGAGAGAUGAAGAAUGAGAAGAUGGAAAAGCCGACUGUCAGAUACGGGCAUGCGGCUCAAUCCAGGAAAGGGGAGGAUUAUUUUCUGAUCAAGACUGAUGGUCAGCGAGUGCCUGGAAAUUCUUCAUCAACAUUUUCUGCAUUUGCGAUCUUUGACGGGCACAAUGGAAACGCAGCAGCCAUAUAUACAAGGGAGAACUUGUUAAAUCAUGUGAUGGGUGCUAUUCCCAGGGGGCUAGGAAGGGAGGAGUGGCUCCAAGCCUUACCUCGGGCCUUGGUUGCAGGGUUUGUGAAGGCUGAUAAGGAUUUCCAAAGUAGAGGAGAAACUUCUGGAACAACAGCUACUGUUGUAAUAGUUGAUGGAUGGACUGUGACAGUAGCAUCAGUAGGAGACUCCCGUUGUAUCUUAGAUACCCAGGGUGGUGCAGUUUCCACUUUAACUGUUGAUCAUAGACUUGAAGAGAAUGUAGAAGAGAGGGAGCGUGUUGCUGCAAGUGGCGGGGAAGUAGGGAGGUUGAGCAUUGUUGGUGGUGCGGAGAUUGGUCCUCUUCGUUGUUGGCCAGGAGGUUUAUGCCUGUCUAGGUCGAUUGGAGACAUGGAUGUUGGGGAGUUCAUAGUUCCAAUACCAUAUGUGAAACAAGUCAAGCUAUCAAAUAGAGGAGGGAGGCUCAUAAUUGCUUCUGAUGGCAUCUGGGAUGCCCUAUCCUCAGAAGAGGCAGCAAAAUCUUGCCGUGGGUUGCCCGCUGAACUUGCUGCUAGACAAGUAGUGAAGGAGGCUUUAAGGUCAAGGGGUUUAAAGGAUGAUACAACCUGUAUAGUUGUUGACAUAAUCCCUCCUGAUAACUCGGUACAGCCUACAACUCCCCCAAAAAAGCAGAACAAGCUGAGGGCCCUGUUGUUCAGGAAGAAGUCACGUGAUUCUGCUCACAAACUAUCCAAGAAGCUAUCAGCUGUGGGUAUUGUGGAAGAACUAUUUGAAGAAGGCUCUGCCAUGCUUGCUGAAAGGCUGGGCAAUGAUGAGUGCACGGCACAAUCAACAACAUCUGGGCUGUUUAUGUGUGCUGUAUGCCAAGUUGACCUUGCACCGAGUGAGGGCAUAUCUGUUCAUGCUGGUUCCAUCUUCUCCAUGAGUUCAAAGCCUUGGCAAGGGCCUUUCCUCUGUUCUGAUUGUCGUAAUAAGAAGGAUGCCAUGGAAGGAAAACGCCCUAGCGGAAUAAGAGUAGUGUAACUUCUUUAUUGCUCAUCCCUAUUCUUUAAACCCUUCAUUCAAUUUUUUGUAACCCAUUUUCUUAGGCCAGGCAUUGUUUGAAUCUUUCUCUAGUGAUGGAUGAAAUGUAUAUGUAAAUUUGAUAAAUAAUGUAAGAUGAGUCUUAGGAAUUGAGGAAGAUUGGUACUUAAAGAAACCCCACCUAUUUCUA
Messenger RNA from Rosa chinensis, 2161 nucleotides. Its product is annotated as probable protein phosphatase 2C 15. Gene Ontology annotation, molecular function: protein serine/threonine phosphatase activity. The transcript is spliced from 9 exons. Gene Ontology annotation, biological process: protein dephosphorylation. The record is from RefSeq and is a predicted model, not a curated record. Lineage: Eukaryota; Viridiplantae; Streptophyta; Magnoliopsida; Rosales; Rosaceae. Bases 682 to 1971 code for a protein of 429 amino acids.